Messenger RNA from Colias croceus (clouded yellow), 2596 nucleotides. Its product is annotated as zinc finger protein 267. Gene Ontology annotation, biological process: regulation of transcription by RNA polymerase II. The transcript has 10 exons. Gene Ontology annotation, cellular component: nucleus. Gene Ontology annotation, molecular function: RNA polymerase II cis-regulatory region sequence-specific DNA binding; DNA-binding transcription activator activity, RNA polymerase II-specific. NCBI's taxonomy places the organism in Eukaryota, Metazoa, Arthropoda, Insecta, Lepidoptera, Pieridae. The record is from RefSeq and is a predicted model, not a curated record. Bases 163 to 1926 code for a protein of 587 amino acids.
GCAACAUUUAGUGUAAACGUCAGUCUAAAAUACCAAAGCAAUUUGUUGAAAUGAUUUGGUUGUUAUUUUUUAGCAAAAGAUAAUCUAAAUGGUUUUAAGAAUAUGUAUAAAUUCCUGCAUUUGCUGACAUGAUUGUUUUAAAGGCUGUAUAACUUUUGAUUUAUGCAAAUAUCCGUGAAGAUGACCGAAGUUGCUGUAGUAAACUUAGAAAAGGAGGAUAAGUAUUUAGAAAAUAAUGGUGGUAUUGUAAAUAUAAAGAAUGAAGAGGCAGUAACAAUAAAGCGGGAGCCCGUCGAGUGUGGUGUAUGUUUGGAAAGAAGUGUAGACCACACGGACAUUAACACGAAAACCAACGCCGGAACUUCCUUGCAUGCUUAUCUUUCUAAAUAUACCUCAGUCGAUCUCACCAGAUCUGAAAGCGCUUCCAAAUUAAUAUGUAAAAACUGUUACGAAUUGAUAAAUAUCCUCGAGCAAACGGAAGCAGAGUAUUUAAAGCUUAAAGAAAAUUUUGAAUCUAUAAUUAGUAAAAAUCCCUUGUUUGAGCUACAAGUGACUAAUGUAGAGUUUGUUAAAAAUGAAUCCUUAGACGCAGCUCAUAAUAAUGCAAAUAAUUCAGAUUCAGAAGAUGAACCACUGUCAUUAACAAAGAGAAAACGCAAUCAGAAAAGUGUUUCUAGAAAAAAUAAUGUAGCAGAGACCAAUAAAAGAAAAACAAAGCAAAGAGUUAAUAAAGACAGCUGGAGCUGCAAGGAAUGCAAUGAGCGUGGAGACAAGGGGGGCCAGCAGAGUCUCAUCUCGCACAUGCUGCUCCAUCACGUGCAGCUGGCUCCCAUACAGGUGGAUAUUAUCAAGAAGGAAGAUGAAAAAACAGAAAGUCCAGAAAUUGGUACAUUUGACGAUGUAUUCAAGGUUGAGAUGGAACCGUUUGACGACGAUGGCGACGACUUCAUGCCGGACGAGGAUAUAGAGGACAAAUGUAGCACCAAGCAGCGGGGACGCAAGAAGGGCUCUCUGGCGAGACGCAAGCGGCAGCCCAAGGAUCAGUGCUAUGCGUGUGAUAAGUGCGAUGCUAAAUAUACAUCUAUGGUGCGUCUGGCGCACCACAAGCAGAAGCACGAGGACGACUCGAAGCCGCCGUACAUCUGCGAGGUGUGCGGCGCGCACUACAAGCACAAGCGCGCCUGCGACAUACACGUGGCGCUGCACAAAGGAAUAAGUGACUGGAAAUGUGAAGAGUGCAAUAAAUUGUUCCCGUCGAAAGGUGCACUGCAGAGGCAUAACAAUAUACAUACCGGCAAGCUUAAUUAUCAGUGCGACCUGUGCGGCAAGUCGUUCAUCCACACGUCGUCGUUCAAGAUGCACAAGCUGUCGCACUCGGGCGUGAAGCCGCACUCGUGCGACGUGUGCGGGCUGGCGCUCAUGACGCGCUCGCACCUCAAGCGGCACAAGCGCGUGCACAGCGGCGAGAAGCGCCACGAGUGCGCCGUCUGCGGCAAGCGCUUCUCCGAGAGGUACAACCUACUGGCUCACAGCAAGUCGCACGCGGGCGGGCCGGCGGGCGGCGGGCCUGCGGAGGCGCCCGAGAGACGCAGGAUGUUCCGCUGCACUUUCUGCCAGGAGCGUUUUGAGAGGAGGUACAUGCUGGAGCGGCACGUGUCGUGCGCGCACGGGCGCUCGCUGGAGCGGCCCCCGCCCACGCCGCGCAACACCAUGAGCAAGCUGCUCAAGGCGCAGGCGCAGCGCCGCGCCGCGCACGCAGCUAGGGACAAUUCUGACACUAAAGACUCACGAAGCCCCGAGACUAGAACAUCACCUGUCACCGUUCAGAAGCUGGUGUCACAUAUAUCUACAUCAACGGAUCCAAUCAACGCGUGGACCAACGUGUACACGGCGGAGUUUGCGCUGCGGCAGGAGUAUUCACAAUAAUAACAUUAACAACUGUAGGACCACCAACAAAAAGGAGGUUGCAGAUGUAUGGAACAACGAUUAAGAGGAUUGGACUUUAGGCUAUCGAGCGAUGGUCGUUUUGCAAUACUUUAUAAUAUUUCUCUAAAAUGAGGGUAUUCUUUAUUUUAUUUUGUUAUUUGUAUAAGUUAUACCUUUUUUUCGGCAUUAUGUUCCGCAAUUAGUUUUUAUAUUUGAGGUUAUUCACUAAUCAAUUUUUUAAAGAAGCUCUUUUUUUGUUUUAUUAGCACAAUAGUAAUUAGUUUUAGUAGUAAUUAAUAUUGUCCGUUAUAAUAUUUACAUUGUAAUAGAUUUUUUUCCAUCAAACAGUACUGUUUUGUUUUUAAUUUGUCUUCAAUAUUUAGUUUUGUAUUAUUUCAUAUUAUUCCUUGAAUGAUUAUUAUUGUAAAUAUUUGGAGAUAGGAACAAUAUUAGAAUUAUAGUAAAGUUAUAAAAUAAUAGUUAUAAAUUUAAGAUCAUUAAAAUAUUCUCAAAGUAUACUUAUUUUUAUACUUAAUGUACAGAGAUGCACGAUUCAGACUGUCCCUUAUUUGCUGUAAGAUACAUUAAUAUUGUAAAUUAUGGAUCAGAUAUUAAACUGUAUAUUACAUAAGUACAUCACAUAUAUUAAAUAAAUCAUUCACAACUAUAA